Molecule: messenger RNA, 1094 nt
Organism: Arabidopsis arenosa
Lineage: Eukaryota; Viridiplantae; Streptophyta; Magnoliopsida; Brassicales; Brassicaceae
Source: the annotation of a GenBank genome assembly
CCCCAAUCUCUCCCCAACCCUAAUCUCAGCCAUGGAUCUCGCUGCAGAAGAGCUUCAAUUUCUCAACAUUCAAGCUCAGCUCGAUUCAACUCCUCCUUCAGAUCAAUCUAAAACCAAUCAUGAAUGGACCCUUCUUCUUGUUUAUCAAUUCAUCUAUGUUAUCUUCCUCUUCGCCUUCUCUCUUCUCUCCACAGCUGCCGUUGUCUUCACCGUCGCUUCGCUUUACACGGGAAAGCCAGUUUCUUUCUCUUCCACAAUGUCAGCGAUUCCUCUGGUUUUGAAGCGUUUGUUCAUUACCUUCCUUUGGGUUUCUUUAAUGAUGCUUGUGUACAACUCUGUUUUCUUGUUGUUUCUUGUUGUUUUGAUCGUAGCUAUCGAUUUACAAAGCGUGAUUCUCGCUGUUUUCUCGAUGGUUGUGAUCUUUGUUCUGUUUUUGGGUGUUCAUGUUUAUAUGACUGCUUGGUGGCAUUUAGCUAGUGUUGUCUCUGUUCUUGAACCGAUUUACGGGAUUGCUGCGAUGAAGAAGAGUUAUGAGUUGCUUAAAGGAAGAACUAAUAUGGCGUGUUCGAUGGUUUUUAUGUAUCUUGCUCUUUGUGGAAUCACGGCCGGUGUUUUCGGUGGUGUUGUGGUUCAUGGAGGUGAUGAUUUCGGGUUGUUUACGAAGAUUGUUGUUGGUGGUUUCUUGGUUGGGAUUCUAGUGAUUGUGAAUCUUGUGGGGUUGCUUGUGCAGAGUGUGUUUUACUAUGUUUGUAAGAGUUUUCAUCAUCAGCCGAUUGAUAAAUCCGCGUUGCACGAUCAUCUUGGUGGGUAUCUUGGUGAUUAUGUGCCUUUAAAGAGUAGCAUUCAGAUGGAGAACUUUGAUAUUUAAUCGUUUAAUCGAUCGGAUGAUGAAGAAGAAGAUAAAAAGAAACGGUUUUUGCGGUUUGUCAUUGUAAGUUGUAAUGUUUGUAAUUUUCUGUAGUGUUUGUUUUAGCUUUUGCAUAUCUGAAUUAAUUUGGGGAAUAGACUUAUAUUGCAGAUGUUCUGUUCCUUUGUAAUUUCAUAGUGUUUUGUUCAAUAUUGGAAGAUUAAUGGAAUAAAAUUUUUACUAGAGA